AUGGCCAGGAUUGCUUCGGUGUUCGGGCUAACCGUGAACGGACACGUGCUGCUGGACUUCCACCAGAACCCAGACCGCCCUCCGCAGCGGCUACGGGUCGUGUCCGCCUCGCUGUGGCUCUACGUGCGCGCCAAGUCGCACCCGGCGCCCAGCGCGGGCGGCCCCAACCGCACGGCGACGCUGUACAUCUUUCGCGUGCCGGACUCCAACAGCUCGGCGUCGCUCAGCUCCAGCAUGGACCUGCUGUCGGCGCUCGAGGUGCACGCGAACUCCGGCUGGCGCCGCGUGGACCUGCGGCCCGCGGUGCAGCGCUGGUUCGCGUCCUCGGAGAAGCUCACGCUGCUCGUGGACUGCGUGGGCUGUGGGCCGUCCGCGAUCCAGGUGGCCCAGUUCGAGCGCCGGCAGCGCCGGCGGCCUUUCCUCGCCGUCGCCACCGAAGCCGCGGGACUCCGGCGCCGCGGACGGCGCUACACCGUCACCUGUGGCGAAGGGGUGACGCAGUGCUGCAAGCAGUCGUUGUACGUGAGCUUCGAGGAGCUCGGCUGGGACGACUGGAUCAUCGCGCCCAAGGGCUACUACGCAAACUACUGCAUGGGCGAGUGCGCGGGGUCGCCUAGGACUCCCGACAUGUUCCGCUACUUCCACGCGCACGUGCUCGAGGAGUACCGGCAGCGCAACCCGUACGCGUCCAUCGCGCCCUGCUGCGCGCCCACCAAGCUGUCGCCCAUGUCGCUCAUCUACUUCGACCGCGACCAGAACAUCAUCAAGUCGGACCUGCCCAAAAUGAUCGUGGACGAUUGCGGCUGCACGUAGCGCAAGCCC
Messenger RNA from Ixodes scapularis (black-legged tick), 822 nucleotides. RefSeq names its product inhibin beta chain (gene Actbeta). Gene Ontology annotation, biological process: SMAD protein signal transduction. The transcript is spliced from 2 exons. Gene Ontology annotation, molecular function: growth factor activity; cytokine activity. Gene Ontology annotation, cellular component: extracellular region. The record is from RefSeq and is a predicted model, not a curated record. The coding region runs from base 1 to 813 and encodes 270 amino acids. NCBI's taxonomy places the organism in Eukaryota, Metazoa, Arthropoda, Arachnida, Ixodida, Ixodidae.